GGUGACCGACAAAUCAAUUGCUUUGGCCUUUGAGUGAUCGUUCACUCAUUAACCCUUUGCCAUUGCAAACCCAAGGUGCCCUCUGUCUCUCUCUCUCUCUCUCUCUUUUUGGACUUAUAAAACCCAACUCAUAAAGCAAAAAUUUUGUAGCCGUUUCUAUUUGCUCUCUUUCUCAAAGUUUCUGUCUUUAGAGCCUCUGGUUGCUUAUUCACUUUCUUGUGCCUACCAGAUAAUGUAAAGCCCAGGAAAGUUUUAACAAAGAGUUCUCUCUGCAAAUUUUGUACGACAAAUCCAAAAAGAGUUCUUCCCCUCCCCCUCUUUUUUGUUUUUUAAAGAAUGGCUUUGAGUAGGUUCUUGGGUCUGUUUCUUAUCCACAUUGCUCUGCUUUUGAGCUUGUGUUUUGCUGAAGAUCCGUUUGUUUUCUAUGAUUUGGAGGUCUCUUAUAUUACUGCUUCUCCUUUGGGUGUUCCCCAACAGGUUAUUGCUAUAAAUAACAAGUUUCCUGGCCCUACUAUCAAUGCAACCACCAACAACAAUGUCGUCGUCAAUGUUCGAAACAAAUUGGACGAGAGUUUACUCAUCCACUGGUCUGGGAUUCAACAGAGGCGUAGUUCAUGGCAGGAUGGGCUUCCUGGCACUAAUUGUCCAAUUCCUCCAAAGUGGAAUUGGACAUACCAAUUCCAGGUUAAGGACCAAAUUGGGAGUUUCUUCUACUUCCCAUCCCUGCACUUCCAGAAAGCAGCUGGUGGUUUUGGCGGCUUUAUUAUAAACAAUAGAGAUAUUAUUCCUAUACCUUUUGACACCCCUGAUGGGGAUAUUACCAUUUUGAUAGGUGAUUGGUACACACGCAACCAUACGGCUUUGAGAAAGGCACUUGAUGUUGGAAAAGAUCUAGGGAUGCCGGAUGGAGUUCUUAUUAAUGGCAAAGGCCCUUAUCGAUAUAAUGAUACCCUUGUACCUGAUGGCAUCGAUUAUGAAACAAUAAACGUCCACCCAGGGAAAACUUACCGCCUUCGAGUUCACAAUGUGGGAAUAUCAACCUCCUUGAACUUCAGGAUUCAGAGCCAUAAUUUGCUUCUUGCGGAGACUGAGGGAUCGUAUACAGUGCAGCAGAACUACACUAGCUUAGACAUACACGUAGGGCAGUCGUAUUCUUUUCUGCUAACCACAGAUCAGAAUGCAAGUACUGAUUACUAUAUUGUAGCAAGUGCCAGGUUUGUGAAUGAAUCACAGUGGAAACGAGUUACUGGUGUUGCCAUUUUGCGAUAUUCAAAUUCAAAAGGAAAGGCAGCUGGUCCCCUCCCUGAUCCACCACAGGAUGAAUAUGACAAAACCUUUUCAAUGAACCAAGCAAGAUCUAUCAGGUGGAAUGUAUCUGCCAGUGGUGCUCGCCCUAACCCGCAGGGAUCUUUUAGAUAUGGCUCAAUCAAUGUGACUGAAAUUUUUUUGUUGAGAAACAAGCCACCGGUGACUAUCGAUGGGAAAAGACGAACAACACUCAGUGGGAUAUCGUUUGUCAAUCCUGCUACACCAAUCCGGCUGGCUGACCAGUUCAAGGUUAAGGGAGUAUAUAAGCUUGAUUUUCCCAGCAGACCACUUACAGGGCCAACUAAAAUGGAAACAUCAGUAAUUAAUGGAACGUAUAGGGGAUUUAUGGAAGUCAUCCUACAGAACAAUGAGACCAAGGUGCAGAGCUAUCACAUGAGUGGAUAUGCAUUUUUCGUUGUUGGAAUGGAUUAUGGUGAGUGGUCAGAGAAUAGCAGGGGCACAUAUAACAAGUGGGAUGGCAUUGCCCGCACCACAACACAGGUUUAUCCUGGUGCAUGGACAGCAAUCUUGAUAUCACUUGACAAUGUUGGAGUCUGGAACCUUCGAACAGAAAACCUUGACUCAUGGUAUCUUGGCCAAGAAACAUAUGUCAGGGUUGUCAAUCCAGAGGCUACGAACAAAACUGAAUUGCCUAUGCCAGACAAUGCCCUCUAUUGUGGUGCCCUCAGCAAAUUGCAGAAGCCACAGGAUAUUUCUUUGGCAACAUCAAUCACAGGCAGUAGAUCGAAACUGUUCUUCACGGUGCUGAUGGUUGCCUCUGCACUACUCCUUUCCCGCUAGGUGUUUUCUUUUAGGGUGUCUUUGCUUGUCGGAACCCAGCUUCUCAAGUAACGUUUGUGGUUGUGUGUUUAGGUGUGCAAGUGUAGUCUUGUUGAUAUGAAUCUUGGGUGAUUUUGACAUUUUUUUUUUGUUCACAACGUUGUUAAUGCCCUCGGGGUUCCUUGUUUAAUUUAUUGGGAAUAGCAUUCUUUUAAUACCUAUAAUUAUGCACUGAUGGCAAUUCAUCAAUUUUCAAUACAAUUUACCCUCGAGUCUAGAUUUGUCUGUUCCUUCAUGCUUUUCUACAAACGACAUCUAUAUCUACCCGUUUCACAAACUUGUGCUUAAAUUCUUCUCUCCUACACACAUUUACAUAUAUGUAUGUAUGCAUGCAUGAAUGUAUGUUAUUGUAUAUGUUUGUGCAUGGGUGGGUGUAUGAGUUAUGAACUUGCACAUUUGAUUUCCCCUUUCCAAUGUGGUUGAUGGCUGUAGAAAUGCUGUGAGCAUUUGAGGUUUUGUAUGCAGGUCAACAGUGCCAUUUCAUACAGAGAACCAACCUAUGAUAAAAAUGUGUUGUAGAGAAAAUAAAUUACGACUGGUGUAGUAGUUGUAAGCACUACUACAUCAGUCAUAAUUUUUAAAUUCCACCCAAACGAAAAAGCUGUAGCAUUAUGUAUGCUUGAAUGAAUUUUAAUGAGAUCGGACAAGAAUGGUAACUCAACAAACGUGAUUUUUUAACUCGAGAGUGACACAAACCAGGGAAAAUAAAAGAUAAGCAGGAUCCAUUUUUAGGCCCAUCUGUGGUAGAACAUGACGAGUCUGGCUGUAAAUCAUGCUUCCUUCAGUGUGGUUUCUUUCCCUAGCUUUGCCUCUGUUAAGCCAGCUCGAUUUCUAAAAAGCUGGAUGUGGGAAAUUCUAGGGUAUGUUUGAGUUGAAAAGGCUGCAUUUUCACGCCAUUUCCAUUCUGCUUUGGAGGGAGGAACAACUUGCAAUGAAAUACCCCUUCGGCCUUCACAAAGCUACUAACAUUAUAACAAGUUUAACAAAGACUUACACGAAGAAAAAAUUUCUACUCGUG
This is a messenger RNA of Durio zibethinus, 3166 nucleotides long. Its product is annotated as monocopper oxidase-like protein SKU5. Gene Ontology annotation, cellular component: plasma membrane. Gene Ontology annotation, molecular function: oxidoreductase activity; copper ion binding. NCBI's taxonomy places the organism in Eukaryota, Viridiplantae, Streptophyta, Magnoliopsida, Malvales, Malvaceae. The record is from RefSeq and is a predicted model, not a curated record.